ACCAACCAAUGGCGAGUGUGGAAUCUGGGGGCAGGUCUGUGUUUUCAACGUCGUCGGCUCCUCACGCGUGCAUGACCUACAUGCACCGCCCGCCACGCAUCAUGCCGAACUACGGGAGGAAGACUCGGGGGGCACUGCCCAAGUCCAACGUCUCGCGCGUGCUGCUGUACGACAACGUCACUCAGCAGCAGAUGCUGCAGGUCAAGAUCUCGCACCUCCACGUGGAGAAGCGCAAGGCGGGUCACCUGCUUGACCUGCACCGCAAGUCUUUUAUCAUAAGACGCCUGCAGACACAGAAGCAUGUGGGAGAGAAUCCUGAGAGACACACCUACCAUUUACACCUCAGGAAAGAACCACAACUCUCUUUUACCCACGCCAAAGCGAGUAGUCUUUGCCUGGACGCACAUAACUCUGGUGCUGAUAGGCCGGAGGUGACGUCAUUCACCAAGCACGACGACAUUUCCGUUGAGACAGAAGAAAAGCUCAGACAGCAUCCUGACCUCAGGAAAUUAGCUCAAAAAGAUGAAGAAUGCUCGUCUCAUCGUGGACUUCCUGUAAGUGCAGUUAGCCAGGACCACCAGACUUCCGGUAAUGGCGUUCUCCGAAAAUCUCCCGACCACGCUCAUCACGUUAAACGUAGAAACCAAGCGCACGGUUUCCAGAGCCUCCAACGAGAUGAUGCCGGCACGAUAAAACUUCCAGACAUUAGCCGCCGCUUUGCAGCAGCUUCUGGUGAAACCGGAAGUGUGGGUCACGUGCUUCUAACCAGCGACAGCAGCAGCUAUGGCGUCACGCGCGUGUUGCACACGUUUCCUGCGCCUGUCGAUCAAAAGGGAGGUAAAGCUUUAGCGAGAUGCUGUGACGAGGACUGUCUCCCCUCAGACGGUGACUGACGAUCGGUACCGGAGACUGGUGAGGCUGCUGGUGAGGCUGGACCGUCCUAGCGAGGGCUACCUGGAGCUCAGCCCCAGCUUUCAGUCCAGUCGUCAAGAUGGCGGGGACCCUCAACUGCUUCACACGUCUUCCCUUAUACGCCGGGCUGCCACCCAAGUUACCUCCCGUGUUCUGACACCCAUUGGUCUCAGUUCUUUGUGACUUAAAAGAAAGAGCUGUUGAUGUGUAAAAUAUGAUAUCUACCAACUAUGCUUGAUAUACCUAAGCAUAAGCACUAGAGAAGUGUAACAUUUUAGAAGCGAAUUGGUGGAAAUAUGUUUCUUAUAUUAUUUCCUCAAAUCUGGGUGACUACAACCUUUCGUUCCAGUCUUUCAGUUUCCAG
Molecule: messenger RNA, 1276 nt
Organism: Pomacea canaliculata
Lineage: Eukaryota; Metazoa; Mollusca; Gastropoda; Architaenioglossa; Ampullariidae
Exons: 2
Coding region: 9-893 (294 amino acids)
Source: RefSeq, a predicted model, not a curated record